AUGGUAUCGACAAAGUCCAUGAAGGCAACAGAGAAGGCGGCCCGGGCGGCGGGGAAGAACUCCGAGGGGAGCGAUUUAGGGCUCGACGGGGAGUUAGAGGAUCUCACGGAGAUCGAAGGGCUGAGGAAGGUCAUGGAGACGCAAGUAGAGAGGCAGGCGAGGGUCGAGGAGGAGUUGAAUGGUUUGCAGGUGCAAGCCAGAGAUCACGGCCGCACUCUUGAUGCGUUGUUGGCGGCAGUGGAGGCGUUGCAGGGGCAGGUGAGCAGUCUGACGGAGGCUUGA
Messenger RNA from Linum trigynum, 282 nucleotides. The record is from the annotation of a GenBank genome assembly. Lineage: Eukaryota; Viridiplantae; Streptophyta; Magnoliopsida; Malpighiales; Linaceae.